AUGAACUCACGAUAUUUAUUACGAACCCAUAGUAGGGUAUUGUUUAGACCACGAAAUACUACAACAAUAUCAGCAACUCGUGCCAACUUUAUAUCUCGUCGGCAUGUCUCACAAUAUAAUUAUAAUCAAACUUAUGCUGCUUACAACCAACCAAAAACACCAUUUUGGAAGAAACUUGUAUAUGCAACAUUGGGGCUAGGUAUUAUUUCUGGGUAUGUUUAUUAUAUGUGGUGGCCUAAACAUACUUUUCCAAGUUCAAUUGCCAAAUUUUUACGUAAGGGAUUAUGGGCAGAAAGUGAUCGUGGGGAAUUUGAUUAUCAAUUAGCAUUGAAAUAUUAUUUACAAGCAUUAGAGCAUGCGAAUGAAAUUGGAUUAGAUCCAUUAAGUGAUGAAUAUACUGGGAUACAAUUAAAAAUUGGAGAAAUGUUUGAACGAUUGAAUAUGUUAACUGAUGCAGCAUAUAUUUAUAAUGAAAUUGCUACAUUAUACUUGACAGUUUUAACUGCUCCUCGUGAUUCUCCAGAGGGACAAAGAAUUAAAGAUCGUAAACAUCGUCGUCAUUUAAUUCAAAAAGAUUUAAGAAUUGCCAUUAAAUUGGUGUCAUUAAAUCCUACAAAUCCUAGUUUAGCUAAAGCUAUACUUAUUACCCAUUUGAUAAUUGCCCAAGAUGAAGUUAAUAAAUUGAUGGGAUCGUCAUUAUCUUCGUCAAAUAAAUUAAAUUUGGUUAAUAAGAUUGAUCCCAAUGACAAACUGUCAUCAACCAACACUUCGAACGGAGCUUACACUGCCGUUUUAGAUAAUGAUACCAUUGUGAUUACCAAUAAUAAAACUGGGGAAGAAAAUCGAAUUAAAAAGACCCCUGAAGUUUGGGAACCUUUCACUGAUGAAUUUUUCAAUGCCAUGGAUUUAUUAAGUGCUGUUUGUAUUACAUCUGGUGAUUUAGCCAUGGCUACUAAAGUGAAAAUUGCCAUGAAUGAAUCAAUGUUAUUAGCUGAUAUUGAACCUUCCAAAAUGUUAUUAUCACAAUGUAAUUUAGGAUCUUUACUUUAUAUGCAAGCUGAAGAAUUAGAAGCUCAAGAAAUAUCCAUGACAAGGAAGUUUUCCGAACUUUCUGGUAUUGAAUAUGAUCAAUUGUUAGAAUCACAUCAAAAACAAAUGCAUUUACAACAUUCGGAAACAAACCCUGAAGAUAAAACAGAUUCGAAUUCAAAUCCAAAUUCCAAAUUGAUUAUGGAAAAAUUGAGAGAAACUGUACCGAUCCUGGAUCAAGAAGCAUUUGCCACAGUGACUAGAUCAAGAUCAGUUUGUUUACAAUUGGCAAUCAAGUCAUAUGAAUCAGUAUUACAAUUUGCAAAAUCUUUCCCACAAGAUUUUGUUAAACAACAUAAUGAAAUCAAUGAAACUGUAGCAUUAGCAACAUAUGGUUUAGGAGUUAUUAAUUUACAUUUAAGUCAUUAUGAAAAAGCUGAACGAUUAUUACGUGAAUCAAGAGUUAGAGCAAAAUCAUGUGAUUAUGGAACAUUGUUACCAAUGAUUGAAAAAGAAUUGGAAAAAUUAUUUAAUGAAAAAAAAUCGUUAACCAAAGAUGAAAAUGAUAAUUCAAAGUUAAAGAAAAAGAAACAUUCUUUACAUGAUAUUGAAAUGGAUAUAACUUUAAAUAAGUAA
Messenger RNA from Candida albicans SC5314, 1665 nucleotides. RefSeq lists its product as uncharacterized. Bases 1 to 1665 code for a protein of 554 amino acids. The transcript has a single exon. Gene Ontology annotation, biological process: protein quality control for misfolded or incompletely synthesized proteins. NCBI's taxonomy places the organism in Eukaryota, Fungi, Ascomycota, Pichiomycetes, Serinales, Debaryomycetaceae. Gene Ontology annotation, molecular function: misfolded protein binding. The record is from RefSeq and is a predicted model, not a curated record. Gene Ontology annotation, cellular component: i-AAA complex.